AUGACUCGUGGCAAUCAAAGAGACCGCGAUCGCGCGAAGAACAACAAGGAGCAGGCCAAGAAGAAAAGCAAGAACGAGCUUAGUGGUACAGAGUUCCAGCGUAAGAAGGAGAGCGAUGCUGCCAAAAUGCAAGCCAAACAGAAAGCAGCCGAUGAGCGCCGAGCUGCCGAAGCACUUGCAGCAGCGAAGAAAAAAUAA
Aspergillus saccharolyticus JOP 1030-1 is the source of this 198-nucleotide messenger RNA. Its product is annotated as 4F5 domain protein. The record is from RefSeq and is a predicted model, not a curated record. Bases 1 to 198 code for a protein of 65 amino acids. The transcript is spliced from 3 exons. NCBI's taxonomy places the organism in Eukaryota, Fungi, Ascomycota, Eurotiomycetes, Eurotiales, Aspergillaceae.